This is a messenger RNA of Laetiporus sulphureus 93-53, 1923 nucleotides long. RefSeq lists its product as uncharacterized. The transcript has 4 exons. The record is from RefSeq and is a predicted model, not a curated record. Bases 139 to 1581 code for a protein of 480 amino acids. NCBI's taxonomy places the organism in Eukaryota, Fungi, Basidiomycota, Agaricomycetes, Polyporales, Laetiporaceae.
GCCUUGCCAUGAUCCUGCGCACCUCAUUAUAAGGUUGCCCGUCUAACUCGAUUGGCGUCCUGUCCUGGUAUCCUUGAGGAGUAAGUUUUUUGAAACUGCGCACGACGGCGUGACGACACGUGGGUUGUUCCAAGUACAAUGCAUCUUCAGGCAGUCGACAGAGGAGCGGCGAUGGGUAGGCUGGCCGCGAGACAGUCAGAGUCUGCGGAUUCCAGCGCAAGCGGCUCCUCAGGCUCGUCCGCUACGGGAAGUGCACAGCAACCCCCUAGUACCGAUACCUCUGGACCCGCAUCUACCUCCUCACCUGUUUCGACCUCGAGUGAAAGCCCACCUGAAACGUCGUCUUCGUCUCCGGCACCGCAAGCAAGCUCUUCAACCUCGUCGAGCGAAACAACCAGUACGUCCACUUCUUCAAGCGAUACCGCCACCAGUACACCGAGCAGUACAUCGACGAGCACUUCAACAUCCAUCAGUUCGAGUCCGCAGUCAACGACAUCAUCCUCUUCUUCGCCACCUCCAACAACAUCUUCUACAUAUACAACCUCCUCGGAUCCGCCGACAUCUUCAUCUACAAAUGCUUCAGCUUCCACCUCAGCUCAUACCACGAGCUCCUCAUCUUCGCAGCCAUCGCCGUCUAAUAUAUCUUCGCCGCCGACGCAAACUGCAGCUUCAACAUCAAACACGGCCAGCACCUCCGAUCCGCAGCAGCCAACUAGCACAGCUUCAUCGACGACGUCCGCCAGCUCUAUCAAAGGUGAAAUACAGACCACAAUCACUUCAUCGUUCGUCACCACUAUCAACGGCUCAGCAGUAUCAACAUUCUCGCUCAUCCCCACGACACUCAGUGCGCCGACCUCAACCACCUCCUCCGCAACCAACAAAGCGAUCAUCGCAGGCAGCGUCAGCGGCGUCGCCGCCUUCCUCGCGCUCGCACUCGCGAUGAUCCUCUUCUACCGCCGCCACCAGCACAAGAAGCUCAACUUCUUCCGGCGCAAGGACAAAACACCGCGCAACAUGCUCCUCGCGGGCGAGGACAUGGACGACUACGAUCUCCCGCCCACCAUGCGCAGCUACUCGGACUUCCCCGGGCCUUCCUCGCGCACCGCAUCGUACUACUCCGGAUCGCUCAAUGGCCCCCCGCUUGACCCCAACGCGGGCCCGCAGAUGGCGCGCAUCCCAUCGCCGCACCUCAUGGGCAUGCGCACCUCCGAGUCCGGAUCCAUCUUCCAAGAGGCCGUCUGGCCACCGCCCAGAGCCGGGCUCAUCGACCCGCUCAACACCUCCUCGCGCGAAAGCCUCUCCCGCAUCGUCGAUGACGUUAUGGGCCCCGCACAAGCCCCAUCAAGCUCUCAGGCGGCCGCAUCCUCGGGACAUGGGCGUUCAGACUCGCAGACGGCACUGCUGUCGAGCGCGCCGGAUUCGCCGAAGCCGACGUGGCGCAGUCCGUUGUUUGUGACGAAUAUGGGUUCCGAGACGGCGUCGGUUAGCAGCCCGCCGCGCCAGACGAGCAAGCUCGCACCGCAGACGAGAACAUUUCAGGAUGAGGAUACGGGUACCUAUCCCAUGGGAGAGGCGCUGUAGACAUCGGUCUCCGCCAUAUUGACUUGCUUGCACCCGAUGCGUAGUUUAUGCUAAGGAUUCAAUAUCUUUUCAUGUGUUACUUGCUGUUCAGACGCUUCCUCCCAGUGCUUAGUACUUGCUGGACACGGACACGGACAGAAUGCUUCCCAAUACUUUACUGAUGCUCUGUACUGUAGUGGAUACGGAUCUCCGCGGACUUUUUGCUCUCUCUUGCAUCGACACGAUGAUCACAAUAUUGAAUGUUAUCGGACUCGCCACGCUCGAUAUUCGAUCUAAGUUAAUCCAUUAGACUCACAUAUGUCCCUUGUGCUCAACGAGCGAUAGCAAAUACACGUGGUCAAC